Molecule: messenger RNA, 969 nt
Organism: Manihot esculenta (cassava)
Lineage: Eukaryota; Viridiplantae; Streptophyta; Magnoliopsida; Malpighiales; Euphorbiaceae
Exons: 2
Coding region: 1-969 (322 amino acids)
Source: RefSeq, a predicted model, not a curated record
AUGGCGGCUUACGACGGAGCAGGAAAUCCCAGGGAGCACGUCUUGAAUUAUAAGAUUUUUAUGGAGUUGCAGACUUUAUCAGAUGCCUUGAUGUGCAAGGUAUUCCCAACGACGCUUACGGGGCCGGCACGGGCAUGGUUUAAUAGCUUGGAGGCUGGGAGUAUCAGGAGCUUCGGGGAUCUAGCCAACGCCUUCAUCAGCCGGUUCAUAGCCGGAAUACUAGCGGAUAGAAAGACCAACUAUCUGGAGACAGUCAGGCAGAAAAGGGACGAGUCGCUGAGGGAGUAUGUUGCCCGUUUUAAUACCGAGGCCCUACAGAUUCCCGAUCUGGAUGAGGGAAGAGCGGUGGAGGCCAUGCAGAAGGGGACGAUCUCCGCUGAAUUUUUUGGCUCGUUGAGCAGAAAGCCCCCCACCACGCUGGUAGAACUGAUGAAGAGGGCAGAGAAAUAUAUAAGGCAAGAUGACGCCUUAAUGACGAGUAGAUUCGCCAAGGGGGCGGAAGACAGAGGAAAAGCCCCCGAAGAAAGGAGAUCGGAGAGGCAUGAGAAGAAGCAGGCCAAGAAACCUGAGCCCUACCGGCAGCCCUGGGACCGGAGAGACCAGAGACCUUUCCCUCCUCAGGUUCCGGAACAAAAGCCAUUCCCUCCGCGAAUUCCGAAGAACCUGACCCCGCUCAACGCAUCCAGAGCCGAGGUGUUCAUGGCAGUUCAGGAUAAGGAGUUCCUACAAUGGCCCAGGCCUAUGAGGGCAGAAGCAGACCAGCGAAAUCCUGACAAGCUGAUAAAGAGGAGACACCUCAGGAACUUUGUGAAGAAGCCGGAGGGGCAGAGGCCUCAACUGAACCCAGCAGCACAAGCACCCAGGAGGACGGGAACAGGACCUGUGAAUGAUGGCUCCAGCGGAACCAUCAACAUGAUCGUUGGGGGAACUGGAGGUCGGAUGAGCCGGAGGGGAAGGAAGAGAGGCUGA